GCCAAAAGCCAAUAUAAAUAGAAUCCUUGUGGUUCCCUUUGACAAAUCAAAACCACCAGUACUACUAAAACUUGUUGAUCUCUUACGUACCCGGCCACUACCCUCCCAAAGAUCGAUCGACAAGGUCAAAUAAUGAGAGGCCCUUAUGCUGUAUUCCUGCUUCUAUUUGGGCUCCGCCUAUCAAUCGCAACAACAAUUUGCUUCUCAUUGAAUUUGCAUAAUUCUGAGGUCAGAUGCAUAGAGGAAGAAAGACAAGCACUCCUCAAAUUCAAAAAAGGCCUUCAAGAUGAUUACGGCAGCUGGCUCUCUUCUUGGGGCAGUCAUGAGGGAGAUUGUUGCAAAUGGGAAGGAAUUGAAUGCAGCAACCGAACAGGUGAUCAUGUCGUCAAGCUUGUUCUGAGGAAUAAACAUUUAUCAAGUGAGAUAAGCUCUUCAUUACUUGGAUUGCAACAUUUGACUUACCUCGACUUAAGUUUCAACGAUUUCUUUAUCCUCCCAAAGUUCAUUGGUUCUCUCACUAAAUUGCAAUAUCUCAAUCUUUCCACCAGUUUUAUUUCUGGAACCAUUCCACCGCAGCUUGGAAAUCUCUCAAGCUUGAUUUCUCUUGAUCUCAGCAGCAACUUUUUUUCUGGAACCAUACCACCGCAGCUUGGAAAUCUCUCAAGCUUGAUUUCUCUUGAUCUCAGCGUGAACUCUUUUUCUGGAACCAUAACUCCGCAACUUGGAAAUCUCUCAAGCUUGAUUUAUCUUGACCUCUCUUAUAACCUUUUAGAAGAUUCUAUUCCAGAAAUGUUUGGGAACAUGGAAGCUCUUGUUCAUCUUGACCUCUGUUGUAACAUGUUAGAAGGUUCUAUUCUAGAAGCGUUUGGGAAUAUGGUAGCUCUUGUUCAUCUUGACCUCUCUUCCAACAAACUUCAAGGGGCGAUACCGGAUCUCUCAAAAUUAUCCUUGUUGAGAGAGUUGCAUCUGUCCAACAAUCAGUUAAAUGGGAGUUUAGACAAUGUUCUAGGAAAACAUUUCAAGCUUCAGACAUUAUAUGUGUCUUUCAAUUCUUUCAAAGCUGUCAUCACUGAAACACAUUUGUCGAAUUUUUCCAGUCUACGAAUGAUGGACUUGUCUUUUAAUUCUGAUCUAUCUUUGAAGUUUAGUCCAGACUGGGUUCCACCAUUUUAUCUGGAUAUCUUACUAUUGGGCUCUUGCAAAUUGGGGCUAGCUUUUCCUCAGUGGCUUCAAACACAAAAAAAAAUUUCAUGGCUUGAUAUAUCUAAUACAAGAAUCUCAGACACCAUUCCCAACUGGUUUUGGGACCUUUCUUCCAAUAUGCGGUUUUUAAAUAUCUCCCACAACCAGAUCAGUGGUACCAUACCUCUUCAAUGGUUUUUGACAAGUUAUAUUAAAGUUUAUGCAAGAGAUGUGAGUUAUAACCACUUUAGUGGUCCACUGCCACAUCUUAAUUCCGAUGCAAUAUUGUUGAAUCUCUCCAAUAAUUUGUUCCAAGGAACUAUUACAUUUAUAUGUGGGACAAAUAGAUCAUCCUUGGAAUACCUUAAUCUUUCAAAUAACUUGUUAUUUGGAGAGCUCCCCGAGUGUUGGGAAAAUAAGAUGGCCCUGUCAUACCUUAAUUUGGCAAACAAUAAUCUAUCUGGGAGAAUUCCCGAAUCUUUUGGAAGAAUUUGUUCGAAAGAAAAUCAUGUCAAGUCGUUGCAUUUUCAGAACAACAAUUUCAUUGGAGAACUGCCUGUGGCAUUGAUGAACUGCUCUUCACUAAGAAUAAUAGAUUUUGGAGAAAACAAACUCUUUGGGAGGAUACCAGCAUGGAUAGGCACAAGCCUAAAAAAUUUGGUGGUUCUUCGUGUCCCAUCAAACAUGUUUGUUGGUAGCAUACCACUAGAGUUAUGUCAACUAACAUCUCUUCAAAUCUUGGACCUCUCUAACAACAAUAUUUCGGGGACUAUACCUCGGUGCCUUAAAAACUUCACCGCCAUGGCUCAAAAAGAUUUAAAAGACAUUGAUCUUCAAUUUUAUCUUUUGUUAUUUUUGGACCAUUAUAUUUCUCCAAACAAUAAUAGAUUUUUUAAGCAUCCCUACAUUGAGAAUGCAUUCGUGAAUACAAAAGGAUUGCAUCUUGUUUAUGAUAAAAUUCUUGGACUAUUAAAAGUCAUCGAUCUUUCAAGGAAUAAAUUGAAAGGAGAAAUUCCAAGUGAAAUAACAAGUCUUGUGGGAUUGAUUGGGUUGAAUCUAUCUGGAAAUUUGCUGACUGGCAUCAUUCCUUGGAGCAUUGGCCGCCUGGAGAGAUUAGAGUCUCUGGACUUGUCAAGCAAUCACCUUUCAAGCGUAAUUCCUCCAAGCCUUGCUACUUUGAGCUUUUUGGGCUAUUUGAAUUUGUCAAAUAACAACUUGUCCGGUAGAAUCCCAACCGGUACCCAGCUCCAAAGCUUUAAUGCUUCUUCAUAUGCAAGUAACCAAUAUCUAUGUGGGAUGCCUCUUUUGAAAAUGUGUCUAGGAGAUGAAACACCUCAAGGUCCUCAAAUUGGUAACAAGCAUAGAGAAGGCAAUAUUCAAGAACAUGCACACUCCCACGGACACAUAUGGUUUUAUACAAGCAUUGCAAUGGGGUUCAUUGUUGGAUUUUGGGGAGUUUGUGGAUCGUUAGUGCUGAAGAGUUCUUGGAGGCAUGCUUAUUUCCAGUUUUUGGACAGAAUGGGAGACAGGCUCUACGUUACAAUAGCCAUCAACAUGGCCAAAGUGUUGAGAAACUUCAAGACUCACUGCAAAGCAGAGGACCAAGAGGCCACAUCAGCCUAAUCCAAGAUGCAUGGUCACUGAAGGAGACGAUAAGCAAGAAUCAACUGAGGAAGAGGCAGAGGAAUGCAGGGGCUCAUUGAUAUGGUCCAAUCACUGGGAGACCAUCUCACGCACGGCAGCAAUAACUCUUUUAUGUUGUUCGAUUUCUUUCCUUGUCAUGUUUCUUUCUUUA
This is a messenger RNA of Alnus glutinosa, 2977 nucleotides long. RefSeq names its product receptor-like protein EIX1. Gene Ontology annotation, molecular function: protein binding. Bases 133 to 2805 code for a protein of 890 amino acids. The record is from RefSeq and is a predicted model, not a curated record. NCBI's taxonomy places the organism in Eukaryota, Viridiplantae, Streptophyta, Magnoliopsida, Fagales, Betulaceae. The transcript is spliced from 2 exons.